Messenger RNA from Erythranthe guttata (spotted monkey flower), 1242 nucleotides. RefSeq names its product suppressor of disruption of TFIIS. The record is from RefSeq and is a predicted model, not a curated record. NCBI's taxonomy places the organism in Eukaryota, Viridiplantae, Streptophyta, Magnoliopsida, Lamiales, Phrymaceae.
AAAUGAAAAGGCGCAACGGUUUGGUUAUUUAAACUCCACGAAUGCAGCUUCCAUUUCUCCACUCCUUCCAAUUCCAACUCUCUCUCUCUCUCCAAAAACAGUUGUCUUGUAAUUGUGAAAUAUUCUUAGCCCUAUUUCGGUAAUUUCCUCUCUUAGUAUGGAGUACAGUCAGGUUCAUCAAACACCAAAAUACGACUGCCUUCUCUUUGACCUUGAUGAUACCCUUUACCCAAUCAGUGCUGGUCUAGCCACGUCAGUACUUAAGAACAUUCAAGAUUACAUGAUCGAAAAGUUGCGUAUAGAAGAGAGUAAAAUCGACGACUUGUGCAAUCUACUGUAUAAAAACUAUGGCACCACAAUGGCAGGUCUCAGGGCAAUUGGCUAUGAUUUUGACUAUGACGAGUAUCAUAGUUUUGUACAUGGGAGAUUACCUUAUGAAAAUUUGAAACCUGACCCUGUUUUGAGAAGCCUUUUGUUGAGCUUACCAAUGCGCAAAGUGAUCUUCACAAAUGCUGAUAAGAUACACGCUGUCAAAGUGUUGCGUAAACUUGGGCUAGAAGGCAUCUUCGAAGGGAUAAUCUGCUUCGAGACUCUAAAUCCAACUCACAGAAGCACUGCCUCCGAUGACGAGGACGAUAUCGAGUUUGUGGGGUCCACGACACAUGAACCACCACCGCCUCGUUCGAACGAAAUAUUCGACAUCAUUCGACAUUUUUCACAGACGAAUACUAAUGUAGGUUCAUCUGGACUGCCAAAGACACCAAUUGUCUGCAAGCCUUUAGAAUCUGCCAUCGAAAGGGCUCUUACAAUCGCCAAUAUCGAUCCACAUCGAACGCUGUUCUUUGAGGACAGUGUCAGAAACAUCCAGUCGGGAAAACGCCUCGGAUUGCAAACUGUGCUCGUUGGUAAAAGCCAGAGAGUGAAAGGAGCCGAUUAUGCGUUAGAAAGUAUUCAUAAUCUGAGGGAAGCGAUACCGGAGCUUUGGGAUGAACUUGCGGAAGCUACUAAUAACUACUCCGGGGUUUCUGUAAUGGAGACUUCUGUCAUUAGCUUUGCUUGAUUUAAUUAAUUAAUUCACCUUUUUUUAUUGUAUUUUCUGUUAUUAAUACUUGCAUGGUAACUAGUUGUAUUAAUUCAUUCCGAUCCUCUGAGCAACUCUUCCUUCUAUCGGAUUAUGUAACUUCCCUUUUUCCUUUUUCUUGUUAUCUAAAAUAAAUAAAUAAAGAAUUUUCUCGUCGAAAA